Molecule: messenger RNA, 1404 nt
Organism: Orycteropus afer afer
Lineage: Eukaryota; Metazoa; Chordata; Mammalia; Tubulidentata; Orycteropodidae
Gene: NIF3L1
Product: NGG1 interacting factor 3 like 1
Cellular component (GO): cytoplasm; mitochondrion
Source: RefSeq, a predicted model, not a curated record
AACUUAAACUGAUCUCUGUAUGUUGUCAUCUGGUGUACACCUGGUCUCCAGGAAGGUCUGGCCAAUCCAUUCUCUGAUCUACAGUUCUUCCCGUUCCUUCAUGGAUUUGAAAACUCUCCUUUCCUCCUUGAAUGACUUUGCAUCCCUCUCAUUUGCUGAGAGUUGGGACAAUGUUGGAUUAUUAGUAGAGCCAAGCCCACCACAUACUGUGAAUACACUCUUCCUAACCAACGACUUGACCGAGGAAGUGAUGGAGGAAGCACUGCAAAAGAAGGCGGAUCUCAUUCUGUCUUAUCAUCCACCCAUUUUCCGACCUAUGAAGCGCAUAACCUGGAAAACUUGGAAGGAGCGCCUGGUGAUCCGGGCUCUGGAGAACAGAGUGGGAAUCUACUCUCCUCACACAGCCUAUGAUGCUGCUCCCCAGGGAGUCAACAGCUGGUUGGCUAAAGGACUGGGAGCUUGUACUUCCUGCCCCAUACAUCCUUCCAAAGCUGCCGACUACCCCACAGAAGGAACACAUCGAGUAGAAUUCAACAUUAACCACACCCAAGACCUGGAUAAAGUCAUGUCUGCAGUCAAAGGCAUUGCAGAUGUUUCUGUCACUUCUUUUUCUGCUAGGACUGAUGAUGAAGAACACACACGGAUCAGUCUGAAUUGUACUCAGAAGGCUCUGCUGCAGGUGGUGGCUUUUCUCUCCCAAAACAGACAACUUUAUCAGAAGACUGAAAUUCUGUCACUGGAGAAGCCUCUGCUUCUACAUACUGGAAUGGGACGGUUAUGUACACUGGAUGAAUCUGUCUCCUUGGCAACCAUUAUUGAGCGAAUUAAGAGACACCUAAAACUAUCUCAUGUUCGCCUUAGUCUUGGGAUAGGAAGGACCUUAGAAUCCCAAGUCAGAGUCGUGGCCCUGUGUGCUGGUUCUGGGAGCAGUGUUCUGCAGGGUGUAGAGGCUGACCUUUACCUCACAGGUGAGAUGUCCCAUCAUGAUGUUUUAGAUGCUGCUUCCCAAGGAAUAAAUGUCAUCCUUUGUGAGCACAGCAACACUGAACGAGGCUUUCUUUCUGACCUUCGAGAUAUGCUGGGUGGUCACUUGGACAAUAAGAUUAAUAUUAUCCUGUCAGAGACAGACAAGGACCCUCUUCAUGUGGUAUAAUGCAUAUUGGGACAAUAGGUUCAUAGAAUGUAUAGAUCGAUUAUAUCCCAGUUCAGUUGUGUAACAUGAGUCAGUGGAGUUGCUAUCUUUCCAGAGUGUCUUAGAGUGUUCAUUUUUAUUUCUAGUGUGUUAAUCUGGUUCACCAAAUGUUCUGUAGCUCAUAAGGUGAAAACUGUAAUGUAACUAUUAAAGAACAAAUGUUCAUUAUAAACUCUAGCAAAGAUUGACUAAAAUGUCUGUUGAACAUUCUU